AUGAUGAUGGAGAAGAUAACAUCGAACCAAAAUUCUAUUUCUGACUUUGAAUCUUCAAUAAUUUCAAAUACAAGUGUGAACAAUGCUAAUCGUCCUAUUAAUGGAAAACGGGCUAGAAAAUUAAAAGAUACACUAAAAAAUCUCCAAACAAGUCAUGGAUCAAAAUUAAAUACAAAACAUGAUAGACAUAAUUUAAUGUCGGCUUAUGAAAGUCAUACUUCUUUUGAAUCUACUAAUACUAAUACAUCAAAAACAUAUGCAUCAAAACUAACUAUUAAAGAAGCUGAAAAUUUUCGUCAACAUAUUGAAAAGAAAUAUGAUGACUUACAGAGAAGUGAAAUAAAUUAUUAUUAUUAUUAUAUAAAUGAUCAGUCUGCGAUGUUACGCGCACGUGAUGUACUUAAACAAGCCAUUGAUGGAACCUUUUUUGUUCGGUCAGCUGAAGAAAGUGAACGAACUUCGAAUAUUGAAUAUUAUCUUGAUUUUGUUUCUCACAAAAAAAUUGUCGAAGUACCAAUUUGUUGUGAUAAGGAACAUCGAACAUUUUGGUUUCUUUCCGGAUGUGGUCAUAGUUCUGAAGUAAGACGAGUAUAUACUGGUAUCGAUAUACUCAUUCGACAUAAACAAGAAAAUCAAUUUUAUGAAUUACAAUAUCCAAUUCGAAUUUGUCUAUACCGAUCAAUUGAACCAACAAUCACUACGUGUAUUCCACUACCUGAUGAAGUUCGUGCCAUGAGUUGUCAAAAUACUAUUCUUCAUGUAUUAGCUACGAAAGAUUUAUCAUCAUACUUUAAGGAACUUAUUAGAAUAUUGAAAAAUGAUCUUGAUCCUCUACGAAAAAAAAGCUUUGUUUAUCCUAAAUAA
This is a messenger RNA of Rotaria sp. Silwood1, 864 nucleotides long. Lineage: Eukaryota; Metazoa; Rotifera; Eurotatoria; Philodinida; Philodinidae. The record is from the annotation of a GenBank genome assembly.